AUGCGCUAUGUUCAAUUAUUGAAUUACCCAGAAUAUGACAAAAAUGAAAGGAAAAGGAAAAGAAAUCAAAUGAAUUUAUCUGUGGAGAAAAGAUAUGGACAUUUUCUAAACAGGUUUAGCGGAUGGGAUAGUAGACACUGGGAAAAAGGAAGAGCCAUGUGGAAGGAAGAAACGGUAAAACAAAACAUACACGAAAAUGUGCAUACGAAUUUUCGUGAAAAUAUUUAUAAAGGAUCGUAUAAAGCAAAAAAUAACAUGGACGCCGAGAAUAAUUCGUCAGCAGUACGCCGUGUAAUUUUAGAAAAGAAGCAAAAAUUUGGAAAAUAUAUAGGAAGAAAUAAUUUUUGUAAUUACAUCCCGAUGAAUAAAAAAUUUAAUUCCUCUCUAUCCAAUGAGAUUUCCAGAAUGGACGAGUCAAAGAGAGUUGUUGAAAAUUAUGCGACACCAAAGUUGCAUGAAAAAAACAACCCAUUAGAAAGGCCUAAGAAAAUGCAGAGGUUGCAUGAAAAAAACAGUCCAUUGGAAGAGCUUAAGACAAGGGAAAGUUUGUAUGAAAAAAACAACCCAUUUGAAAGGCCUAAGAAAAUGCAGAGGUUGCAUGAAAAAAACAGUCCAUUGGAAGAGCUUAAGACAAGGGAAAAUUUGCAUGAAAAAAACAACCCAUUAGAAAGGCCUAAGAAAAUGCAAAUUUUGCAUGAAAAUAACAACACACUGGAAGAGCUUAAGACAACGGAAAGUUUGCAUGAAAAAAACAGUUCAUUGGAAGAGCUUAAGACAACGGAAAGUUUGCAUGAAAAAAACAGUUCAUUGGAAAGGCCUAAGAAAAUGCAAAAUUUGCAUGAAAAUAACAACACACUGGAAGAGCUUAAGACAACGGAAAAUUUGCAUGAAAAAAACAGUUCAUUGGAAGAGCUUAAGACAACGGAAAGUUUGCAUGAAAAAAACAGUUCAUUGGAAGAGCUUAAGACAAGGGAAAAUUUGCAUGAAAAAAACAACCCAUUAGAAAAGCCUAAGAAAAUGCAAAUUUUGCAUGAAAAUAACAACACACUGGAAGAGCUUAAGACAAGGGAAAAUUUGGACCAAUUAAACUGUAAUACUUCAACCAACAAAAAGAUGUCCAAAUGGCAUGCAAAAAAAAAAAGCAGACUUGAAAAUAUGAAAGUACAUAAUGAUGCUAUUCCCAAGGAUAUGCUUAAGGCUAUUUUGUCCAAGUGCAUCGAUGUAAGGGGUUAUAUUGUCAAUAACAAAAAAAAUUUUGAAAACAUGUUAAUCAAUUUGUUCAACGAAUAUAUGUUCUUGAAAAGGUAUAUGAUCAGUAACUACAACACAUAUCAUAAGUUGAAAUUUUUCCUUAGUUGUAAUCAUUAUGUAAAAAAGUUAAAUGAUGUAUUAUCCACUUUUUGUGAUGUUGUGCAAGAGGUUAACGAAUAUUUCGUGAUAGAGUUGUAUAAAAAAAUAAGAAUUAAUUUGAGAUUGCUGUACUAUGUAGCAAGAAUAUUAUCGAACUAUAUGACAUGUAUUGCUUAUAGAAAAGUGGGAUACAUAACAAUGAUUUGUAUUUCUCGAGUACACACAAUUUAUAAAUGCAUGCUUAUAUCAGAACCCUUUAAGAAUCAUGUUCCAGAACUGCUAAAAAUGAUUAAUUAUAAUAAAAGAAACAAAUUAAUUAUAUAA
This is a messenger RNA of Plasmodium gonderi, 1674 nucleotides long. RefSeq lists its product as hypothetical. The transcript has a single exon. NCBI's taxonomy places the organism in Eukaryota, Apicomplexa, Aconoidasida, Haemosporida, Plasmodiidae. The record is from RefSeq and is a predicted model, not a curated record. Bases 1 to 1674 code for a protein of 557 amino acids.